GAAACAGAAGUUGGCCUAUUUCCUCCUCGGCUAGCAACGUAUGAACGCGCCAUGGAGAGUUCGUCGGUGUAUAUGUGCUUUCCCUGCUACCAGGAGUUUAACACUCUUGAAGAAGUCCUUAAGCACCAGUUGACUUGCUGUGCCGAAGAGGAGCAAUCUGGCUCAUCUGGAAGCACCACUGUUGCCGUUCCAGUGGAGCAGACUCAGCAGCAUAUAAUAAAUAUAGCCAGGACAGUUGCAGUCCCACAAAUUUCAGUCUCCCAGAAUGCAGUCGCACAGAUUGAGGUGCAUAUGGGACAGUCUUCUCUGGGGCAAGUUGAAGAUUCACAAGAGAGGGAACAAGAUCAUCCCAGGAUCCUCUACCAGUGUGGGGAUUGUGAUGAACUUUUCAAGAGCCUUGACUUAUGGCAGCAUCAUCGUAAGGAGGGGGUAUGUCAGCAGGAAGUUUUACCAAGCAAGCCAACUCCAGAGUCACAUGAUGAGUCCGAGACCUUAGCUGAGAGCCCAGCAGCACCUUUAAAUCCAGAUGAGUCGUCUCUCUCACAGAGUGAAAGUAGCAUCAAUCCUGAACCAAUGGAUGAGACUCCGCACCCUACAGAGAAGCAGGCUGCACAGCCGUCUUCGCCUCAGAGCCCAGAAGCUCCUGUUGCUGAGACUGAUGCUACAACUUCUAAUUUAGAUGACUCAUCUCCAAGAAGGAGAGGAGUAAACAAAAAGCCUAAACCUGAACCAGUGCUGCUGUGCGUUGACUGCGGCUCGUGUUUCGGCCUGGUUUCUGAACUCGUAGCCCACCGCAAGACUCAGCACGGCUUUGGGGAAGCGCUGCACCACUGCUCCAUGUGUGGAGAAAGUUUUUUGAACACCACACUUUUCCUGUACCAUCGCAAACAACACCGGCAGAAGGGCGAGGAAACUGUGGAAAAAGUUCCCCAAGUUUAUACCCAGAACAGCACCAGAAAUGCUCGUUCAUCCUCCAGCACUGUGUCCUCCACAUUUAACCAACCGGAGUUGUAUUUCUGCACCCACUGUGGGCAGAGUUUUGGUGACGGUGAAGGGCUGAGCCAUCAUCGUAAGGAAAAGCACGGCCUCAGUGAACCACUGCACAGUUGCUCCCACUGUGGGAAGAGCUUCAUGAACACCACUCAGUAUCUGUAUCAUCGGCAUCUGCAGUGCAUUACACCAACUGUACAGGAAACCGAGGCCUUUGAUGAAACUACCACCGCUAACCGUGAUACCAUACAAACUGCAAAGAGACUGUUGUCUCCCUCCUCUGGUGAUUCUGGUUUUCCCCUUCCUAAGAGAGGCAGGCCUUUUUUCAGGAUUUUAAGUGCUAAUGCACUAGAAGGAAACAUUAAUUCAGACACUAGAGAUGAAUUAGAGGGCAGCAGUUCAGCCGACUCGAACAACAUGAAUCAUCCUCCACCUGCCAAGCUGCUACAUGAUUGGGCUCGAACGCCACUUCCCCACGUCUGCCCUUACUGUGGCCAAACCUUCACCCGACGUGUCUUCCUCCGCGCACACGUCUACAGCCACACCGGAGAGAAGCUCUUUACAUGCAAGGUGUGCUCAAAGUCGUUCACCAACUCCCAGAGCCUGCUGCGACACAACAUGAACCACACGGGCAACAAGCCCUUCUGCUGUGAUGUUUGUGGGAAAGAAUUCGCCCAGGCAGCCACUUUGAAAAGACACCAACAAAUUCACACGUCAAUGGAGCCGCCACGCAGGCGAGGACGCAAACCGACGUGUUCUUUGGACAACGAAGGAAAUUCUCAUCUCUUCUCUUGUCCGAGUUGUCCUUCACGAUUCAACACUGAGGAUCAGCUUAACCACCACAAAUUGCUGCACACCAGCCACCCGUUCCCUUGUCCUGAAUGUGGAGAGCCUUUCAAACGCAGGAAAGACCUGGACCUGCACUCUCUCGUACAUCAAGACAAGCAGCCGGUGGCGUGUCCGCACUGCUCCUCCCAGUUUAUCAACCAGUCCGUGUUGGAUUCUCACCUGCAGCGGUGUCCUGUCACAGAAGAUGAGAGAAAUGUCGGCCGUGGACGAGGACAGGGCCGUGGACGUUCUACUGGACAGAUGGAGUGCGACCUUUGUGGUCACCGUUGCAUGACUCAGGAGGGCCUCGACCUUCAUCGAUUGUCGCACACGGGCCAGACGCCUCUGAAAUGCCCAGUGAGGCCCUGCCGCCGCCGAUUUACCUCCAACAGUACCCUGGAGAAGCACGUGCUGGAUCAUUUCCAAGGGACGCUCUCCAAGUCCAAAAACCGACCUCGCUUCCGCUGCGAGAUUUGCCUGAAGGAGUUUUCCUACCAAUCCACCUUCAGUGUUCACAUGAGGACACACACUGAUGAGAGGCCCUUUGAGUGCGCCACGUGUGGGAAACGUUUCCGCCAGCUGCCCCAUCUCCAGGACCACGAGCGAAUCCAUUCUGGCCUGCGGCCUUUCUGCUGCUGGGUCUGCGGCAAGAGUUUCAGCGUUGCAGCCCGCCUCACCGAGCACGCUCGCACCCACAGCGGCGAGAAGCCCUACCCCUGUCCCCACUGCACCGCCGCCUUUCGCGCCCGCCCCAACCUGGAUAAGCACUUGCGGAUACACGGAGACCUCGCUCCGGAAACCAUCGAGCAAGUGGCGCAAGCGGCCGAGGAGGCGCACGUCCAGAAGGUGCUGGAGGGGGCCAAGGUGCUGUCGUCCCUGUCCGACACAACCGACAUGGAGACCGGCACCGUACAGACCAUCUACGUGGUGCAGGAAGGAGACGGUGGCACGGAGACGGUGAUGAUUCCUUCUGACCAGCUCAGCGGCAUCGAGGGAGCCUCGCAGGUCGUCAUCCUGCCCUCCUCAGUUCUGGGAGCUCAGGGCAUAACCGUUCCCACCAUCGCCAUCAACGAGAGCGGAGUUGCCGUGAUGGAAACGAGCCAUUCACCGCAACACGCCAUCGAGUUCAUUGUGGAGGAGACUGUGUGAAGAAAUAAUAGUAACUACAUGAAUUUUACAACCUUAUAGCUCAUU
This is a messenger RNA of Nematolebias whitei (Rio pearlfish), 3012 nucleotides long. RefSeq names its product zinc finger protein 574 (gene znf574). The coding region runs from base 52 to 2967 and encodes 971 amino acids. Gene Ontology annotation, biological process: regulation of transcription by RNA polymerase II. The record is from RefSeq and is a predicted model, not a curated record. Lineage: Eukaryota; Metazoa; Chordata; Actinopteri; Cyprinodontiformes; Rivulidae. Gene Ontology annotation, molecular function: RNA polymerase II cis-regulatory region sequence-specific DNA binding; DNA-binding transcription factor activity, RNA polymerase II-specific. Gene Ontology annotation, cellular component: nucleus. The transcript has 10 exons.